Messenger RNA from Ornithorhynchus anatinus (platypus), 3795 nucleotides. RefSeq names its product zinc finger protein 541 (gene ZNF541). Gene Ontology annotation, cellular component: histone deacetylase complex; transcription regulator complex. Gene Ontology annotation, molecular function: transcription corepressor activity. The record is from RefSeq and is a predicted model, not a curated record. Gene Ontology annotation, biological process: regulation of transcription by RNA polymerase II; negative regulation of DNA-templated transcription. NCBI's taxonomy places the organism in Eukaryota, Metazoa, Chordata, Mammalia, Monotremata, Ornithorhynchidae.
CAUUGCAACUCUCUUUCCCUCCUUUGCACACUUUUCUCCCUCGCCCCCCACCACCGGCUUCUGGGGGGGCCCGAGGAGAGAGCUGGUGACGCACGCAAAACCCCUUCGGCCUUGCAUCUGAAAUUGCCGCCAGAGGAAGGACGGAGCAAACCCAAAACCAAACCGAUUUGGUCCAUCCUUUGGGUGCCCUCGCCCCCUCCCCUCCUCCUUUCACCUCCUCCUCCGGGGGAAAUCACUUUGCUUUGCUCUGCGUGAGUCGGUAGACCCGUUCCCUGCUCACAGCGAGCUUCCAGUCUAGAGGUUCCCCGAGCCCCCGCCGAGCGUGCCAUCCCCUCCCCGGGAUCGGGGCCGGGCCCAGCCGGGCCGAUGGAUCAGUACGUCCUCUGCGACGACGGCCUGCUCUCGUCGGACAUGCAGCUGGCCGGGUUUCCGGAGAGCCAGGAGCUCAGCUGCCACGACACCCUGGACCACGAUCUCUGCCCCAGCGCCCGGGACCUGAUGUACACGGGGCUGACCGGCCUGGGCCUCGACCACGGCCUGCCCGACGUGGCCGGCGCCACCCUGGAGGGCAACCUGGACGAUGGGCUCACGCUCUUCUCCGUCAAGGACUGCCACGCCGGGAAGAUGCUCGACGACUUCGCCGACGGCGGAUCCCAGCUGCCUUUACCGGACCCGGGGCCGGCGGCCGGCAGGGCCCCCGGGGGAGGCGAGCGAGGCGGGCCGAGAGCGGACCCGACGAGGAAGGGGAGGCGGGAGCCGGGCGCGGCCCAGAACCCCUCGUUGGACUGUAGCCUGUGCGGAAAAGCGUUCAGCAGCGCCAGCUCCCUCAGCAAGCACUACCUGACGCACAGCCAGGAGAGGAAACACGUCUGUAAAGUGUGCGCCAAGGCGUUCAAGCGGCAGGACCACCUGACCGGGCACAUGCUGACCCACCAGAAGACCAAGCCGUUCACCUGCGUGGAACCGGGCUGCAGCAAGAGCUACUGCGAUUACCGCUCCCUGCGACGUCACUACGAGGUGCAGCACGGGCUCCGCGUCUUGAAGGAGCCCGCCGGCGAGGAGGCCGCCGGCCCCGGCGGCGGCCGCUCCCUGCGCCUGCGGGAGACGACGGGCCCGGCGGGGCUCCGGGGCCUGCGGGCGUUGGUGCGGGCGGGGGCCCGCUCCCCCGGGUCCGUCCUGCCCGACCGGGACCUGCUCAGGUGCCUGGUGAGCAGCCUCGUGGGCCCCAAGCCCCCGGCCCCCAAGGGGCCGCGGCCCCCCGCGGCCGACGGCGGGGGGCCCGGCCCGGAGCCGGAGGGCCCGGCCGACGCCGGGCCGCCCCGUCCCGCCGGGGACCCGCCUCCCUUCUCGCCGCUGCCCGGCCGGGGCUCCCCCCCGGGCCGCCGGGGCCGGAGGGUCCAGUGGGUGGUCAACUGGCCGGCCGGCACCGGGGGCAGAGGGGGCGGGCUGCUGGUGGUCCACGGGCCCCCCGUGGCCGCCCGGGCCCCGCCGGAGGGGGGCUUCGGGGCCCUCCCCGGCGGGCCCGGGCUCCACCGCCCGCCCGGCCCGCGCAGGGACCGGCUGGAGACGACGGACCCGUGCCGCACGGCCUCCCCCAGCCAGGUGGCCAUGGCUUCCUUCUCGGCGGCCGGGGCCACCGCCGAAGCGGCCUGGGCCGGGCGGCCCAAGCCGACCCUCUACGACAGGAUCCAGGGUGGAAAUGUCUCCAGCUUUCGUAAUCCAGAGAGAAAAGCCUUGUCACCUGAAGGGUCCAGGAUCGGCGGGGUCCCCCCGGCACGGCCGGACCCGGGCGGCGCUGCGGCCUGCCACGGCUGUGGCCGGCGGUUCUACACCGAGGAGGGGCUGAGCGGCCAUCUCUGCUUUCGCGGCGACCGAUGGCGGGCGCCCCUCGAGAGGCCAGAAACGCAGGGACCGUCCCCCUGGCCGGAAGGCGACGGAACCCGCGGCCCGGAAGGCGGCGGGCCUCGGGCGGCCCCGGCGGAGCCGCCCCCGAUCGUCGCGGCGGCCGGAGGCCCACCGGCGCGAGACGGGGCCCAGGUGGGUGGCCGGCGCCUGCGAGCUCGGUCGGGAGCGGGCCGAGGGCGGCGGCCUCGCCCGGGAGGGCCAAGAGACGCCCGCGGCCCCGAUCGCCGCCGGUCCCGUCGCCCCCGCCGCGGUCGCCCGCCCGGGGCCGGACAGCCGGGGACCGGCGGCUGCUACAAGAGCUGCCUGCGCUCGCCGCUCUUCCUCUGGGACCAUCUGCUGAGGGGCCUGUUGGAACAGUCCCCGUACACGCCGCCUCCCAUGCUCAGCCCCGUGCGCGAGGGCUCCGGCCUCUACUUCAACCUCCUCUGCUCCUCCUCGCCCCAGGCCGACCCCGGCAACCUGUACGGGAUCCUGCUGGAUCCAGUGGACGCCUCCCUCGGGAUAAGUAUUUUGAAGGAUGACGAUCCCAGAUCCGCCGUCCAACCGCGCAUCAACACGGGCAGCCGGUUUCAGGCGGCCCCCGGCCUCCAACACCGGUCGCUGGCCGCGAGGGACGAGCACACGGCCUCCUUAGUGUGGAAGCCCUGGGGCGACCUCCCCAGCAACCGGGAGGCUCAGAACAGAGUGACGGAGCUGUGCAGCACGGCGUGCUCCAGCGCGAUGCCCGGCGGGGGAACCAACCUCGAACGCCUCCACUGCCUGCACGAAGCCAAAGGGCGACACUCUGGAGGCCUGGACAGCCUGCUGAUUAAGGGGCCGCAGAAAUAGCGUCGCACCCUGGCCGACUACCAUUACACAGGUUCCGACGUCUGGACUCCCGCGGAGAAGCAGCUGUUUAGAAAGGCCUUCUACGCCCACAGGAAGGAUUUCUACCUGGUGCAGAAGGUGGUGAAGACGAAGAACGUCGCCCAGUGUGUCGAGUAUUAUUACAUCUGGAAGAGGAUGAUGAGGUUCGACUCCGGCAGAGCGUCGGGGAGGGAAACCGGGGUCAAGAAGGAACGGGACGAGGGAGAGAGGACGGCCAGAAAGGAACCCGAGUUUCCAGUCGGGGCCGAGAAAUCCUUCGGUCCCGUUGGGGUUUCAUCCAGGCCAGAAGCGGCUUCCGGCCGGCGCCCGAGCCCACCCGGGCCAGGGGCGGCAAGAGAGACAGAAGCUCCCGGCCCACCCCCUCCGCGGCCCAGCCGGGGGGCCGCCCACCGACCGCCCGGGGCCUUCCCGUGCCGCGAGUGCGACAGGGUGUUCGAUAGGAUAAAGAGCCGCAGCCACAUGAAACGACACCGCGUUCAGGAGGCAGCACGACGGAGUUCAAGGCCAAGGGGUCGGGGAAGCGCGGCAAGUCCUGCUGCGAGGAGGAGGCGGAGGCCGGCCCCGGCGCGCUGCCCUAGUGGCUCCGGCCCCGGGGAGCGGGAGAGGGGCCCCUCCGGUCGGACCCGGCCCGGAAGGAGGAGGACGGUCUCCCGGCCGACACGGCUCCGUCGGGCCGGUCCGUCUCGCCUCGGCCCCCGCCGGGGUCCCGCGAGGCCGAGCCGGCACCGGGACGCCCGGCCCCCGGGCGGAAUUGCUUAGCGACGCCGUGGGACCCGGGGGGACGCAGGUCGGAGGGCUUCCCGACGCUUCGUUCGGCGGGUUCUCCGCACGGGAGAGGUCUGAGGCGGGUCGGGGCGGCUUUGGCCUCUCAGCCCCGUUUCGGCGUUCGGCCACAUCCCCGGAGAAAGCCCGGACCCGAGAUGAUCGGCGGGGAGAGCGGAUGCCUUGGGAUCGUCUCGUUGCUUUUCUCCCGCCCCCGCCCCCACCCCCCGGCCUCCGAGGAGGAGGAGGCUCCGUCUCGCC